AUGACUACCCUCCCCCUCCCUAUUGAGGGUUGUGAUGUGAUCGACUAUGGCAAGUCGGUUAUAGUACGAGCAUCGGACGGUAGUGCGAAGGUCGUCCGCAUACCCAAGGCUCCGAAGAGUGAUGUUGGUAAUGAUGGAGAGCACAGUCCGAAAGGAAAGAAGCCUCGACCGAAGCGGCAGGAUAACGUUAAGAUUGGCAAGACUGUUGUGCCAGUUUCUGCUCUCAUUGGUCGACGUUAUGGGUCGACGAUACACCACCGUGAGGGUGAAGGAUGGGUGAGGAGUCAAUGCAGCAAGGUUGCCACCUCUGAUGACGCAGCUGUGGAGAUUGAUACGACGGUUAAUAAUCAGUUCCUAGAGCAGACUUCGGAUGAUAAGCAACCCGCCAUCGGCGCCUCUUCUGCCACUGACGCUGCUUUGAAGAGCAAAACGUUCGAGAUGAAGACACAAUUCUCCCAAGAGAAAUAUCUGCGUAAGAAGCAAAAGAAGUAUUUGAGAGAAGUCACACUACUGCCAUUGAAUUUAUUCAAUUACUGUCACUACGCACCAGGGGCGGCCAACGGACCGAGGUUCGACCUAGUGGGCUCUAUCCUACGUCAUACAUCCCACUGUAGUUCUCUUGUUGUAUGGGAUGAUAGCUGUGGUGGUUUGGUAACAGCAGCAGCGCUACAGCGGGGUCAAAAAGUUGAACGCCUUGCGAGAGGGCGAGGUACGACUCCGGAUGCGGCUGUCACGGAGUUGGGCAUCCCAGGGGAGGUCGUAGGGGCGUUAUUGUCGAAGACUCAACUGGUAGAGGGUGAUGAGAAGGAAGAGGAAGAGGGCAAGCAAGAUGACGAAGUGGGCAGUGAUGGACUUCGACAUUAUCAUAAGCAUUCAACUAAACGAUCGGUUGUGGGAAAUCCAGUGCUCAAUCCUGAGGGUGGUAUAGUUGUUUGGAUGGAUCUGGCGAUCUCUGGUACCACGAAGGAGUUCUUCGAAGUUGUAUCAGUCGUUAUGGAACAAAUAACCCCCUACUGUGGCACCCUAGUGGUAUUGGCUCGUCACAUGGAUCUAGUCCAACAACUACAGCGACGUCUCAUCAAGGCCCCAGGAUGGAUCAAUGUUACUUUGGCAGAACCUAUACUCAGGGAACAUCAGGUUCUGCCUAAUAGGACUCAUCCGAUAAUGCAGUCGGCUACCAACUCGGCCCAAGGGUUCAUCCUAACAGCAACCAAAGUGGUCACUAAAGAGGAUAUGGUAACUCCAGAAGCAGGAGAAGAGAAGGAGGACGAGGAGGAAGAAGGGGAAACUAAGAAAGCCAAAAUUGAUGCCUGAUUAUUAGUAGU
Perkinsus marinus ATCC 50983 is the source of this 1325-nucleotide messenger RNA. RefSeq lists its product as hypothetical. Gene Ontology annotation, biological process: tRNA methylation. The record is from RefSeq and is a predicted model, not a curated record. The transcript has 11 exons. Bases 1 to 1314 code for a protein of 437 amino acids. Lineage: Eukaryota; Perkinsozoa; Perkinsida; Perkinsidae. Gene Ontology annotation, cellular component: nucleus; tRNA (m1A) methyltransferase complex.